Arabidopsis lyrata subsp. lyrata is the source of this 1633-nucleotide messenger RNA. Its product is annotated as proline-rich receptor-like protein kinase PERK13. Gene Ontology annotation, biological process: protein phosphorylation. Gene Ontology annotation, molecular function: protein kinase activity; ATP binding. Bases 261 to 1466 code for a protein of 401 amino acids. The record is from RefSeq and is a predicted model, not a curated record. NCBI's taxonomy places the organism in Eukaryota, Viridiplantae, Streptophyta, Magnoliopsida, Brassicales, Brassicaceae. The transcript has 7 exons.
CUUGACAUCGUCAAUUUUAGACCCGAUUGUUUAUUUGGGAGCUUAAUUUUCAGAUUUUAACUAGUUGCAGAACGGAAAAUAAUAUUUGUUGAUUAGUCAAAUGUUUUCUAGGAGUUGUUUUAAUUCAAUAGAUGAAUUAAGGUAUAGUUUCAUUAGAGAGUUUUGGUCAGAGACGAUAACUCUGCUUCUAUGAAGUGAUUUUGUUUUUGGAUAACAAAAACAAUUCAAAGAAGGUGAAGAAUCAUAAGAAGAAGAACGAAAUGUCAGAUUCGCCUAGUUCUUCUCCAUCAGCACCGUCCCCUGAUUCAUCUACUCCUCUUAGCCCGCCACCUCCAAAUGGCGGUCCCUAUCAAGGGAAGACACAUUUCACCUAUGAAGAGCUAACGGACAUAACAGAAGGAUUUUCUAAGCAAAACAUACUUGGAGAAGGAGGGUUUGGUUAUGUCUACAAAGGUAAACUAAAUGACGGAAAACUUGUUGCUGUUAAGCAGCUUAAGGUUGGUAGCAGACAAGGUGACCGUGAGUUUAAGGCGGAGGUUGAGAUUAUUAGUCGUGUUCACCAUCGCCAUUUGGUUUCUCUUGUUGGAUACUGCAUUUCGGAUUCAGAGAGAUUGCUUAUCUAUGAGUAUGUUCCUAACCAAACCUUGGAGCAUCAUUUGCAUGGGAAGGGAAGGCCUGUCCUUGAAUGGGCUAGGAGAGUCAGAAUCGCUAUAGGUUCUGCCAAAGGUUUGGCGUAUUUGCAUGAAGACUGUCAUCCAAAAAUCAUUCACAGGGACAUAAAGUCCGCAAACAUCUUGCUGGACGAUGAGUUUGAAGUUCAGGUUGCUGACUUUGGACUUGCCAAACUCAAUGAUACAACACAAACUCAUGUAUCAACUCGCGUUAUGGGAACCUUGGGGUACUUGGCACCAGAAUAUGCACAAAGUGGAAACCUGACUGAUAGAUCAGAUGUUUUCUCGUUUGGGGUUGUUCUCUUAGAGCUUAUAACCGGACGCAAACCAGUUGACCAGUACCAGCCUAUGGGAGAAGAGAGUUUGGUUGAAUGGGCUCGUCCACUGCUUGACAAAGCCAUUGAGACCGGCGAUUUCAGCGAACUAGUUGAUAGACGGCUGGAAAAGAAUUACGUGGAGAAAGAAGUUUUCAGAAUGAUUGAAACGGCCGCUGCUUGUGUUAGGCAUUCUGGUCCAAAACGUCCACGCAUGGUUCAGGUUUUGAGAGCACUGGAUAGUGAAGGGGACAUGGGAGAUAUCAGCAAUGGAAGAAAAGUGGGACAAAGCAGUGGUUAUGAAUCUGGUCAGACUAAAGUUGUGAUAAAGGACAUCGGGUCCACUUUAGUAAAAGGAGUGGUAUCAGGGACUAUGUUGCUCACACGUGUGAUGUAUGAUUCUUAUCAGAAUCGACACGAGAGAAGGAAACACGAGAGUAAGAAGGAGUCUGAUAUAAAUAAGAAAAGAGGUGCAUCUUGAAUUAAGUGGGAGGUUAAUCGCUACGAGACUACGGUGUGGAGAGAAGAAUUUGAAGGGAUGCUGAUCUCACUUUUCAUAACAACUUUACUUACUUGAAAUUGAAAUACAUCAUUAACCAAAUAGAGUUGCAUCUUAAACCAGAUAAAAAAAUGAUGCGUGUUUACAUA